GUGGACCGUCCGUGAGCCCCGUCUCUAAUCUGGGAAAAAGGGACUUUUAGCGUCUUCCUCGGCCCUGGGAGGACCAUGGCUCUCUCCAGGAUUUAUCGGGAGUCUUUGCUGGUGCUUUUACUGCAAAUCGUGCUGAUCUGCUCCGCUCAGAGGGGCCCAGUCGGUCCCAGAGGCCCCGCGGGGUCACCAGGAGCAGCCGGCGUACCCGGAGUGGAUGGCAUCGAUGGCGACAGAGGAGAGGACUCCACAGUGAACGGCGGACCAGGUCCUGAUGGAGAUAACGGCAAAGACGGAGCUCCUGGAGCUGCAGGACUUCCAGGCGCAGAUGGACCUGUUGGACCUCCUGGGGAUCCAGGCCCAGUGGGCCCACUGGGGGCAAAAGGGGAUCCUGGUCCACGUGGGCCUCCUGGGGAGCCUGGUGUGGGACCUGAUGGGCUUGACGGAAUUCCUGGUACAGAUGGGCUACCGGGUGAACUGGGAAAAGUUGGACCCCCUGGAGCGAGAGGCAAGAGGGGUCAAGUUGGUCUUCCUGGUCCUGCUGGGCCUCCGGGACCUCCAGGGGUGUAUCAAGGCGAGGACCUGUGCCCCAACGCCUGCCCCUCUUCUCUGACUGGACACUCUGGUCUCCCCGGCAUGAAAGGCCACAAAGGAGUUAAGGGUGAAUCGGGUGAGCCCGGAAGACAAGGACACAAGGGAGAGGAGGGGGAUCAAGGCCCGCCGGGAGAAGUCGGAGCACAAGGACUACCAGGCCCAGGUGGACCAAGAGGACUCCCUGGAAUAAUGGGCUCCAAAGGGGACAAGGGACCUCGUGGAAAGCCUGGUGAUGUGGGCCCUAGAGGAAUUCAGGGAUCCCCAGGUGAUCCAGGCCAAAGAGGAGCCAUUGGUGAGACCGGGCCAAGGGGAGUGGCGGGGGAUCGAGGUCCAGCAGGAAUCAGAGGUGUGCCAGGACCAAAAGGAGAGCCUGGCCUACCGGGUCCUGAUGGUCGUGAGGGAAUACCCGGGCUACCAGGAUCCAAGGGUCUUCCAGGGAAAAAUGGGGCUCCAGGUGAUGCCGGUCCACAAGGACUUCCUGGCUUGCCAGGCGCUUAUGGCCAAAAAGGACACAGUGGUGCAAAGGGAGUCACAGGUGAUCCAGGACUUGUUGGACUGAUGGGUUCUCCAGGAAAACAGGGCGAGCGUGGCGAGCAGGGAGAGGUGGGACCUGUCGGACCCAGAGGAGGACCAGGUGAACGAGGAGAAAGAGGGCCAGACGGACCUCCAGGAUCACCAGGAGCAAGGGGAAGCAAAGGGAAUCAAGGCCUCCCAGGACUUCCAGGCCCUGCUGGUUAUCGUGGACAGAAAGGAGACAGGGGUGCAGUCGGUCUCGAUGGGCCUAAGGGAGACCAGGGACCUCCAGGUGCUGAAGGAACAGCAGGAGAACAAGGGGACCUGGGUGACCAAGGAGAACCAGGAGAGAAAGGAUCGACAGGCCCACCAGGAGAGACAGGAAAUAAAGGACCUGAGGGCAGCCGUGGACUGCCAGGGAAAGAGGGCAAGCUGGGCCAACCGGGGCCACGGGGCAUGCAGGGUGACAUGGGGGUGCCGGGCCUCCCAGGAGCGCAGGGACCAGCGGGAAAAUCACCGACUGAUACACACAUCAAACAGGUCUGCAUGAGGGUAAUGCAAGAGCAGCUGGCCCAGCUAGCAGCCAGCCUGAGCAGGCCUGAGUCAGGUAUCGCUGGACUGCCCGGUCCCCCCGGACCGCCUGGACCUCCAGGCCCCACCGGCGAGAACGGUUUCCCCGGACACACUGGAUCACGAGGACUGCCUGGUCUGAAGGGUCCACCUGGGCUAAUGGGUCGCAAAGGACCCAAAGGUGACCAGGGCGACAGAGGUGACAGAGGACCCACAGCGAGAGGACCCAAAGGAGAACCAGGUGUCCCUGGUCUACCAGGUGAUCCGGGCCGACCAGCUUACGGCAAAGACGGCCGUGACGGAGAGAGGGGACCUCGCGGUGUUCCCGGUGUCGCCGGCAUUCCCGGGCCUCCUGGUCCUGCCGGUCUGAACGGUUACUGUGAGUCGUCGCAGUGCAUCCUACCAAUGGUGGCGUCACCGGUUUCAGCGAAGGACUCCAGCAUGAAGGGCCCCACUGAGAUGUGAGGAGGGCCCAGAGCUGGACUAGGAGGAGAACUGAGAGACUGGAGGAGAAACCAGAACUCCAUAGAAGAUUUGUCCAUUUGGGUUUUGUCACUUGGUUUGUAUGUUUGUCAAUUUUUUGGUUUUGAUUUGGUCAGCUCAUUUGGAUUUUUUUUUUUUACUGUUGAAGCCAUCUUUGUGGUUAUAAACUGACAUGAAGGUGGACACUGAACAACACCCAUCAGGCUUUUGAAACUCCUUCACAUAAAAAGUUUCGUUUUACCUCAAUGUUGCCAUCUCUGUACUGUAAAAUUUAAAGGAGAAGUCCGUGUUUUUUGAGAAAUUAAAAACUCACUGUAUAUGUACAAACCUACCAGACCCAUUUCUGUCCAAACAACGAGGCCAGACUUAAAAGUUUUUCUGUAUGUUUCUGUAAAUGUGUCAAUACGCAAAUUAUACUGUUGGAUAAGGUACAUUUGUUUGUGAGUAUCUUUGUUGUUUAUCCACUUAAAUCCCCACCUGUGCCUUUUCCUCUAAAUGUAGGAUAUGUUUGAUAAUUUCUCUGUCAUGACGACUGUUGUUUUUGUGAUUGGUGGGGUGGCGAUGUGUGAAAACCUCUCUGGCAGUUUUGUUUGACUUCUUAUUUAUUAUAUCAAGGUUCGACGUGACAUCUUCAAGUUGUACAAAGGAGGAAAUAAACACGUUUUGAUAA
Messenger RNA from Lates calcarifer (barramundi perch), 2827 nucleotides. It is a transcript of the gene col9a1a, whose product is annotated as collagen, type IX, alpha 1a. The record is from RefSeq and is a predicted model, not a curated record. Gene Ontology annotation, cellular component: collagen type IX trimer. The coding region runs from base 76 to 2139 and encodes 687 amino acids. The transcript is spliced from 32 exons. Lineage: Eukaryota; Metazoa; Chordata; Actinopteri; Centropomidae.